Messenger RNA from Bipolaris oryzae ATCC 44560, 1524 nucleotides. RefSeq lists its product as uncharacterized. Lineage: Eukaryota; Fungi; Ascomycota; Dothideomycetes; Pleosporales; Pleosporaceae. The record is from RefSeq and is a predicted model, not a curated record. The coding region runs from base 1 to 1524 and encodes 507 amino acids. The transcript is spliced from 2 exons.
AUGAAUCCAUUCACAGGCACUAGCAGCAGAGGCGGCUUUGCUCCACGAAGAGGGCAAGGCCAAGGCGGUAGAUAUCCAUAUUUCAACAAGGUCAGGGAACAACCGAAGCCUGAUUUUACGAAACGCCCUCUCGGAGAUCUCUUCCAUACGAUCAGCGCGUCAGACCUUGACGUGGGAGCGAAUACUACCUCACACUCUACCGAGAUAUCUGGCUGCGAGUACGUUGCAUCCUACAACUGGACAAACGAAACAAGUCCUACUAUUGUCGUACCAGGAAAACCCCCAAAAUGGACGCCUCUCACAGAGCCACAACGCCUGAAAGAAGACAGUGGCCAAUACUUCCGCGACUUAAACGCCGCAAAAAAUCCAUCCUAUCCCAUGGCACCCGCUGUCAACGCCGUGCUCGAACAAGACUAUCGCUACCGCACUGACGACAUCGACAUCUUCGCCUGCGGCAGCACACUAGGAAACCUCCUCCGCUUCGCCCGCGGCGUCGACAAACCCUUCCGCUUCAACCUCCAAGUAAUCAACCGCACUGUCUUCCUCGUCCGCAAAGAAAACGACCCCAAGGAACUCAUCGAAGGCGUCCGAGGCUACGGCCACACUUUCCCCGAAGCCUACACCACCUGGGAGGACGACGUCAAAAACUCCAUCUCCCACCAACGCAUCAUCUGCUACAAAUUCGGCGGCCUAACUCAUCUCCUCCGCUUCGAAAGCGACGGCUACAUCCUCGACCUCUUACCCGAAGACACCACUCCACCUCCUCGGUCCGGUCCCAACGAAGACAACAACAACAACACUAAUGCUAAAAAUGAAGACAAGGAAAAAAACGCCUCCCCCGAAAAACAUCUCAUCCACUCCCUUCAAGCCCUCACCAUCCAAGCCCCCACCAUCAUCCCCUCCACCUCCACCAUCCCCCCUCACACCACCCUCUUCGACCUCAAAACCCGCUCCGCCAAAAACUUCAAAAAAAUAGACAUGACCGACAUCCUCCCCCAACUCUGGCUCAAACGCAUCCCAAACUUCAUAACCGCCUACCACGACGGCCACGGCCUAUUCACCGACAUCUCCGUCCGCAACGUCGAGCCCGACGUACAGGACUGGGCAGUCGAGAAUAGCACUGGGAUUGAAAAGUUUGCAGUGUUGUUACGCGAGUUGGUGAGGAUUGCGCGGGAGAAAAGUCACAGUGGGACUGAUGUGUUGAUGGAGGUAUAUUGUCCAGGGAAGGAGAAAUUGGAGGUUAGGAUGCAGGCUGCGGAGGGGCAAGAGGCGUUGCCGUGGUGGUUGAGGGAGAGGUGGGAGGGUAAUGGGAAGGAAGAGGGUAAGGGGCGGGCGGAUUCUCCGGUUGAGAAUGGACUUGAUGAUGAUGAUGAUGAUGAGGAGGAGGAGGAGCAGGAGGAUUUUGUUGGUGUGAGCAGGCGGUAUGAUUCGUACUAUGGCAGUGAGUAUGAUUCGGGAUCUGAGCCGGAUUAUACUGCAUGCUCGGCUGAUGACUGUGGGUAUUGUGGUAAGUGUUCUUAUUGA